Messenger RNA from Vicia villosa (hairy vetch), 597 nucleotides. RefSeq names its product triacylglycerol lipase OBL1-like. Bases 1 to 597 code for a protein of 198 amino acids. NCBI's taxonomy places the organism in Eukaryota, Viridiplantae, Streptophyta, Magnoliopsida, Fabales, Fabaceae. The record is from RefSeq and is a predicted model, not a curated record. Gene Ontology annotation, molecular function: triacylglycerol lipase activity. The transcript has a single exon. Gene Ontology annotation, biological process: lipid metabolic process.
AUGUUGCUGGUUAUUAUUAAAGAUACAAAAUCUGAACCCAACUUGAUUCUGGUUGCAUUUAGAGGAACAAUUCCAUUUGAUGCUGAGCAAUGGAAAACAGACAUAGAUAUCUCAUGGUUUGACAUACCUAACGUGGGUAAGAUACAUGGUGGGUUCAUGAAAGCAUUGGGCCUUUUAAAGAACCGUGGAUGGCCCAAAGAGAUAGACGAAAGAGGUGCGUAUCGUUAUGCUUACUACACAAUUAGAGAGGAGCUUAGAGCAGUAUUGAGGGAAAAUGAGGAUGCAAAAUUCAUAUUGACAGGGCAUAGUUUGGGAGGAGCAUUGGCUAAUUUGUUUAUUGCUGUGCUUAUAUUCCAUGAGGAAGAAUGGUUGUUAGAAAAGUUAGAAGGUGUUUAUACAUUUGGGCAGCCAAGAGUAGGAGACCAGAAGUUUGGGGAGUUCAUGAAAAGCAAGAUGAAAAUGUAUGAUGUUAAGUGUUUUAGAUAUGUUUACUGUAAUGAUUUGGUUCCUAGGGUUCCUUAUGAUGAUCAAUCCCUCUUUUAUAAGCACUUCAGCCCUUGCCUCUAUUACAAUAGUUUGUACCAAGGGAAGGUAUGA